Colletotrichum acutatum is the source of this 975-nucleotide messenger RNA. RefSeq lists its product as uncharacterized. NCBI's taxonomy places the organism in Eukaryota, Fungi, Ascomycota, Sordariomycetes, Glomerellales, Glomerellaceae. The coding region runs from base 95 to 706 and encodes 203 amino acids. The record is from RefSeq and is a predicted model, not a curated record. The transcript has a single exon.
GAUCCAGGCCAUGCCCUGUUUCGUGGUGCUCGUAUCUUCAUCUGGUCACUUCUAGCUCGACCAUCACUAUUACCAACGACAGUUGCAGGAAAGUAUGUUGAAUAGUCGUACUGAAGCUUUCGAGCUAGCCAAGGGUUUGAUUCCUCUAACAUUCGAUAAUGUAAUGUUUCGAGUUCCCAAUUUCUUCAAUUGUCGAGGCAUCGAUACUGAUUCCAUUUACAAUUCAAAGAGGCUUCAAUACGUGCAACUCAAGCAACAACACAGCUUCCUACAGUAUUCGCACUCACACAUGCUGCCUUUUGCACGAUCGCAUCAGGUCUACCGGCUAGACAUUUGGCAAUACUUGACAAUCCACCCCUUGGACAUCUCAAGUGUCGACCUGGCCCCAUCCUCUUGUCAUCCCAAAACCGUCCCCUCGACGUCGAUCUCGUACAAAGUGUAUCACGCCUUUCGCCCCCUGUCCCAGACACCACAGCACGGAUUCGACUUGGCAUCCCGAGUCCGACAACUGCGACAAAAGAUCUUCAAACCCGCCCAAUUCUGGACAUCCUCUUCAACCCCCAUUCAUCCCAAACCCCUAGUUGGAUUUUGCUUAGCCGUUCUCCCCUUCCAUUGCAACAGUCGCCUCGACCGUCGGCGUCGCUCGCCUAUUUCGAUCCAUGCCCCGCGGCUGCGUUCGUCUAGUCUAGGCUUAUAUUUAAAGUGACGGAUCGAAAACACAAAACGCCCCUAGUACCGGAGGUGUGGGCUCGAAUUGUUGCCUCAAACGCUUGCCGAGCCGACUUGAACUCUACACAGGCGAUCCCUACCUUCUAGACUUUGGCGGGGAACAUCUGACUGACUUCAGACCGCCAAGCUUCGUUGAUUUUGGUGAUAUCAGGAUGUGAUAUAUCGCCACCAUCACCUUCAGUCACUAAUCCAGUGUCAGCAACUGCAUAAGGGACGUCCCAUGAUGCAUGAGCUAUAUCCCGCAGA